Macrobrachium nipponense is the source of this 4451-nucleotide messenger RNA. It is a transcript of the gene Rgl, whose product is annotated as ral guanine nucleotide dissociation stimulator-like. Gene Ontology annotation, cellular component: plasma membrane. Gene Ontology annotation, molecular function: guanyl-nucleotide exchange factor activity. The record is from RefSeq and is a predicted model, not a curated record. Bases 702 to 3071 code for a protein of 789 amino acids. Lineage: Eukaryota; Metazoa; Arthropoda; Malacostraca; Decapoda; Palaemonidae. Gene Ontology annotation, biological process: positive regulation of GTPase activity; Ras protein signal transduction. The transcript is spliced from 15 exons.
UGCUCUGACUGAGCCGCUGAGCGUCUUGCGUGGAACCAGAAACAGUUUUCUACUGCUCGUAGUUGAGGUGGACGCGUUUUCGUAGAGUUGCGACCACUAAGUUGCGACUGCUGUUAACAACUGUGUGGAGGAUAUAAUUAUAGAGGAUUAUUGUCAGUCAUUAAGGUAAACAAAUUGGAUAUUUCUCCAGUGAUUCCGGAGUGUAUGAAUACAUUUACAUAAACCAUCUGGUUAUCGGAUAAAAGAGGCGAGAGAGUGAUAAACUGAGAUUGUGAAGUACAUUGAAGUGCUUAGAGAAGCCCUUUGAAGUAUACAGAUAAUAUUGUCUGUAAUAAAUUAGCAGAAAGGAAAUCUAUGUAGCCUUCGGGAAUGUAUGAAUACAUUCACAUAGACCUUCUGGUUUUUUAAUAAAAGAGGUGAGAGACUGAUAAACAGAUUGUGAAGUGUAUUAGAGUGCUUAGUUAAACCUUUGAAGUAUAGAGAUAAUAUUGUCAGUUAUCAAUUAGCAGAGAGGAAAUCUGUGUAGCGUUCGGGAAUGUAUGAAUACAUUCGCACAAACCGUCGGGUUUUCGAACAGCAGAGCUGAGGGAAAUGGAGUGACCUAUUAUGUCCUCCAAGGAGAAGCAGAGUUCGAAACCUCCCUGGAAGAGAAAGAAGAAGACUGAGAAGGAAACCUGGAAAAACGGGAGAGUUUGAUCCCGAUGAUGAAAGCGGGCUUUGGAACGACCCACGUCUCCACCUUGAAGAUCUAUAUCAAUAACCUCGACGUCGAGGAUGUGAGGGAGGAGCCUCGCAUUCUCACUCCCGAGGAAGAGGAGAAGAAGCUUCUGGAGGAAGUGGAGGAGGAGGAGGAGAUAGUCGAGUGGGACUUCGUCAAGUGCCAGCCUCAGACCACCUGGUAUAUAUUCGAGGAGCCCCAGGCGCCAACAUGGCGAUUGUGGGGCGAGGAAAAAUCCGAAGGCGCCAUAUACACCGUGUACCUGAAGAAAGUCCGAUAUCACCACCCUUCGAGAAGCAUUACUCAGGAGUCUGACGAUGAUGAAAUCUCUCACUUGGAGUGGGAGACGGUUCGGGUGAAGUUCCUGAAGGCGGGGACCCUCGAGAAACUGAUCGAGUCCCUGGCCUCGGACAGUGGGGAACUGGAGUCGACCUUCGUGAAUGUUUUCCUGGCAACCUACCGCACCUUCUCCUCCACCAGACAAGUUCUCAACCUCAUCCUCGACCGCUACCUCGCCCUUGACUCAAGUAGUAAUAAGGUUAACGUUCAGAAGCAUCUGCGUGAAGACCACAAAAAAGCUCUCAGACUGACCCUACAAGUAUGGCUGGACGCUUACCCAGAGGACUUCAGAGAUCCCCCCAUGUUCUCCUGCCUACAGCAGCUGAGGGAGUUCACAAGGGUGCAUCUCCCUGGCUCAGACUUGCACAUCAAAGUGGGCUACAAGCUGGAGAAGAUGAGGAGGGAAGAAGAUAUCAAAGGGUCACCCAUGCUGGAGAGAAUAUUAUCCUGCGAAGAGAUAAGAGUGCAUUCCUCCUCCCCCAUGAAGAACGGUGACCAUCAGCCUUACGAAUUCCUGGAUAUCUCUGAGUCGACUUUCGCGCAGCAGCUAACUCGGAUGGACACUGUUCUCUUCAAGAAUGUAAUAGCCCAUCAGUGUUUAGGGUCAGUUUGGUCUCGGCGUGACCGGGGUCGAGGUGACUCUGCAGCUACUGUCACAGCCACGGUUGACCAGUUCAAUGCAGUGAGCUUCCGGGUACAGUCCACCAUCCUUGUAGACACAGAACUCAAGCCGUCACAAAGAGCAAGACUCAUAGUAAAAUGGAUUGACAUUGCUCAGGAAUUAAGAAUGCACAAAAACUUCUCCUCCCUCAAAGCAAUAAUUUCCGGACUACAGUCUAACCCCAUUUAUAGAUUAAAAAAGACUUGGGGAGCUGUGAUAAAGGACAAGGCUGAACUGUUUGAGGAGUUAGCUAGGAUAUUCAGUGAAGAGAAUAACCAACUCUACCAACGCGAGUUGCUAAUGAAGGAAGGCACAGCUAAGCAUGCAGAAACCGUACAUGCAAAUGACAGACAUCUUCACAAAGCACUGGAGAAAUUAGCUGUUAAUCCUUUGGCUGUGAGUUAUGGAACUAUUCCCUAUCUUGGCACAUUCCUGACUGAUCUCACUAUGAUAGAUACAGCUAUUCCAGACACUGUUGCAAAUGGGCUCAUCAACUUCGAUAAAAAAAGGAAGGAGUUUGAGGUUUUGGCACAGAUUCGGUUGCUGCAAGGUGCAGCAAAUGCAUACCAGAUGGAGAGAGACGAGAGAUUUGAACGAUGGUGGGACUCUGUAUUAGUUUUGGACGACAAAGAAGCCUGGAGACUUUCUUGUCAAAUUGAGCCUCAAGGAUCCUCAGCUCCUUCAUCUACAAGAGAAAGCAAAAUGAGGAAAAGAGCUCAGUUUGGUCACAGAAAGAACGACAGCAUUGCAAGCACAUCGAGUGGAUCCUCAAGUAGUCAGUUCUUCUUCGAUAAUGACUCCAUCAACACCCCGCUGAGUCAUAAUGAUUCUUGUUCUUUGGAAAGAAAGAUGUCCACAUCAUCAAGCAGCUCCUCUUUACCAUCACUGGAUGUGUCCGUAAAUUCUGGAGGUACCACUGCCUCAGGCCGUACACCUGAACGGCAGACAGGUACUCCCCAGCAAGUCCAGCAGCAACAGCCUACACCCUCACCUUACAUUACCCCUGAUUUCUACAUAAUCAGAGUUUCUAUAGAAAGCAGUGCUCAUGAAGUAGAUGGAGUUAACCUGUACAAGAGUAUCAUGCUCAGUAACUCUGAGCGAACGAUCUCUGUAAUAAGGAAAGCAAUGGAAAAGCAUGGGUUUGAAGGCAACCCAGAAGACUACACGUUGGCACAAUUUCUUCCUGAUGGUGAAAUGUUGUUGCCAGCUUCAGCUAAUGUAUAUUACGCUAUCAAUACUCAGUAUGACCUUAAUUUUGUCUUGAGGAGAAGGCGGCACGGUGAUGAGAACACCAUCAUUCGUCGAAAUCCAGCCAAGGAUCACAAAAUAAGAAAAAAGUUGCUGGUCACUUAAUAGUUACUGUACAUUUGAAGCAUACCUUCACUGGCAACUGUGAAUUCCAUCCACUUCCAAGGAUACUCUUCAUUCCUAGUCCUGUGCAGCCAACUUGUGUGAUUUGCCCCACUCUUCGUUCCACGUUGACUUACCAAAAUGUUCCGAAGCUUAGGAGACCCAUCUAUAUCUUCCUUUAUACUUUGUGAUACAACCUUUCCCAAAUGAGAAACUUGAACUUUGAAGGCUCCUCUGAAAAAGGAAAAGUGUAGUGUAAUGAUACAUGAAAUUGAAAAGGGCUGCUAUGUCACCGAGUGAGUUUUUAUGAACGAUGGAUGAAAAACUUUUUACGUAUACUCUCGACAUUUUUAUCCUUUCUAACGAUUUCAUGGAAUGGAAUUAAGCUUUUUUUUAUUUGCUAUUUAUUGAUAGUAAUUAAUACCCAAGUGUGUGUAAGGUGGUCAUCUUUAAGAACUUCAGUAUUGGUUGUAAAAAUUUGAAAUGACAGUGUGUUUUUCUUUUAUGUACGAAUGUAAUAAGUAUCUCAAGCAGUUCGUUAAUAAAGUACUCAACAUGUUAAGUGGGAGUUGUAAUCAUAGCUACUGGAGGAAUGUUGUCCACAUUUUACCUUGUUUUAUUAUAUAAUACUCAAAAUGGUUUGUUUCCAUAAGAUGUACUCUCAUUUUUAGACUUUGAAAAAGUUUCCAGCAAUAAGCUUUAAUUGUGGAUUCUGGAGAAAUUGUGUGAUUUGUGUUUUUCUACUUCCUCUCAAAGAGUAAACAACGAAUAUGUACAUUGACCACAUUCUUGAAUGUACUGUACUCUAUUUAUUUCUCUCUCGCACCAUUCUUUUAGCAUUAAGACCAUGAUGCCGUUGUCUUGAGUUAGAGUCCGAGGCUAAUUCAUGACAAACAACACGUGAUAUAGACUUAAACAUUUCCCAUUAUUUUGUGAUAAGAGAAAAAUGGGAGUAUUGUGCACAUUUAUAACAGUAUUUGAUCUAUGGUAAUUUCUCUCCUUUCAUCUCUUUCGAAAAAUGGUCGUUCAUACUGUACAAUCCGCCAGCCUUAAUGGCGUCCUUUUCUGGUAUAUUAUUUUGGUUUUUUGUCACCACUGAUAAUGCUCUCUCAAUGGUUGAUUACCUAACUCCAUUUUUCUAUUUCGCAUCAUUCAAGCCUACAUGAAUGAGUUUAGUACCUUGGUAGCAAAAAACCCAAGUAUAUUUAUACAGAAAUUUUAUUACCUUCUAUUUAGAUACAAAAAAACGUACUGAAAGUUGUUGACAGUUCAAAUUCUAUCCUUGUGAGAAUGUACAUAAUUUGUAGGUUAUGUUGUAUACUUGUAAAAACUCUCUGUUGUUACCUUUGUAAAUACAGUCUAUCAUUUCUAGACAAUUUGUAA